This is a messenger RNA of Perkinsus marinus ATCC 50983, 1407 nucleotides long. RefSeq lists its product as hypothetical. Gene Ontology annotation, molecular function: 3'-5' exonuclease activity; nucleic acid binding. Gene Ontology annotation, biological process: nucleobase-containing compound metabolic process. NCBI's taxonomy places the organism in Eukaryota, Perkinsozoa, Perkinsida, Perkinsidae. The annotation marks the transcript as partial. The record is from RefSeq and is a predicted model, not a curated record. The transcript has a single exon.
AUGCAUCUCGAGCCGGCGGAAUUGGAUGAUGUCCCGCAGUCUUUGGAGGACCAUGGUCCGCUAGAAGAGCUAUUACUCAGUUGUUACUGUGCGGACCCGGACGCUUACCUCAACACGGUGGAUCCGACUUGCAAUGUGCAGUUGUCUGAGCAAGAGAAGGCGUUGGUGGAGGCGGAGGUUCGGGAUAUAUUCGCGAAGUUCGUAUUUACAUGUAUGAGGGCUGUUGACCAGUGGGUACCGGUAUAUGGUAAUAGGAGGCAACCCGAGAUGGUGGGGUUAGUGAAUCAUAGGGAAAUGUGCUACCAUUUCUUUAUGAGCUUUUUCCACCAAAUAUCGGUGACUUCACCACAGACUCCGGGGGCACUACCGUCACCACAACAAGUCUGUUCUACCUUCCUCAUACAGAAGGUAGUCGUAUGGAUGCUAUCUCAUGCUAUGGAGGAGAUCCGCGUCCUCCUCGAGUAUCCCGGGGCCCGUACUGCUCGGUUCACUGACGGUUUACAGGCUAUAUGCACUAACAGUGCUGAAGACGCCUGGAAUAAGUACAUAGCAGCUGGUGUCGUCCAGGGCAAGAGGAUCUCAGUGGCAAUGCCAUUGACUCCAGCAACGGAGGAGGAAAGACUCUAUCAGCAUUUGAGUGGCUUCUAUCAUCACUAUGUGGUGGACUCGACUACAGGCGAGCUUGGCUGCUGUCUGAACGAUAAGGAGGAGGAUUUCCUAUAUGCUGAGUUCAGAGUUUACUCUGUUGAUGAUUUCGGCUCUCUGAUGAAUUUGCUUUGCCAGUUAUCGGACUUGGGCGAGGCGGCUGAGGCUGGGGAGCAGGCCGCGAUGGCCGUAGACUUCGAGGGCCUCAACUUGUCGAGGGACGGAGCGAUGAGUUUAGCUCAGCUGUGUCUGUCGUCGGACCCAAGGAGUGUUUAUGUAGUUGAUAUUACUAGGCUGGGCUUCCACGCCUCCCAUGCUACUACUCAUACCGGCACAUCACUGAAGUCUAUUAUGGAAGACUCUCGAAUAGAGAAGGUCUUCUAUGACCCUCGCAAUGACGUUGAUGCUCUCUACUACCAAUUCAAUGUGGCCCCUCAGAAUGUUUUCGAUCUCCAGUUGGCUGAGGUGGCCCUACGACGAGCACGAGGGCUCACUGUACGCUAUGUCAUUGGCCUCUUCAAAUGCCUCGUUCAAUCCGAAGUGUUUGUCCAGCCGGGGCUUCGGGAAUUUGCCAUGUGGAUAAACGACAUCGGAAAGGCCUUGUUUGAACCCAAGCAUGGUGGCAGCUAUAAAGUGUUCACUGAACGCCCCUUGCAUCCAGGCAUCAUCGUCUAUGCCUCACACGACGUUCGCUAUCUCUUGCCCCUAUACGAUGCUUUCACCAAGCAGUUGAAGUGUGCUGGUGAUAACUGGUAUAAUAGG